Fragaria vesca subsp. vesca is the source of this 1344-nucleotide messenger RNA. RefSeq lists its product as uncharacterized. The transcript is spliced from 11 exons. The record is from RefSeq and is a predicted model, not a curated record. Bases 152 to 1174 code for a protein of 340 amino acids. NCBI's taxonomy places the organism in Eukaryota, Viridiplantae, Streptophyta, Magnoliopsida, Rosales, Rosaceae.
AGUCUCACUAAUAAAAAAAACCGGAAAAAAAAGAAUCACGCUGUUUUUUUUUUGGGUUUGAAGUCAAUGAUAUCUAGGUUUGGUACCUAAAACCCCUGUAAUCCCAAAACCCUGAUAUCUAGGUUUGUGAAUUCGAAGGUGACCAACAGAAAUGGGCAAAAAGAAUAAGAGAACCGAAGCGGAAGCACCACCCCAACCUGAAAUCAAACCCGACGAGAAGAAGAAGAAGAGCAAGAAACCCAAACCCGACACAUCCCCCGCCGUGAUUCCCACCGUCACCGUCGCCAUCGCCGGCUCCAUCAUCCACAACGCUCAAUCCAUCGAACUCGCCACUCGGCUCGCCGGUCAGAUUGCUCGUGCCGUCACGAUUUUCCGAGUCGACGAGGUGGUUGUGUUUGACAAUAACGGUGAGACUGGCCCGCCGGAAGAUACUAAUUCCGAUGAGAAUGAAAGCGGGGCUGCAUUUCUUAUACGGAUCUUGCGGUACCUCGAGACGCCGCAAUAUUUGCGAAAAGCUCUGUUUCCGAAGCAUAAUAGCUUAAGAUUUGUGGGUUUGUUGCCUCCGCUUGACGCGCCGCACCAUCUGCGUAAGCACGAAUGGGGUGUAUAUCGGGAAGGUGCCACACUGAAGGAAAGAUCUCCAGAUGGUGUUGGGACAUUGGUUGAUGUGGGCUUGAGUAAGAAUGUCGUUGUUGAUCAAGUACUUGAUCCUGGAACAAGAGUAACUGUAGCUAUGGGAGACAGUUGGAAUUUGGAUGCUGAUAUAUCACGGCAGGUUGUAUCAUCGUCCAAGCCAAGGGAAGAAGCAGGGAUGUAUUGGGGGUACAAAGUGCGCUAUGCUUCCAAUAUCACUUCGGUAAUGACUGAAUGUCCGUACGAGGGUGGCUAUGAUCAUUUGAUUGGAACCUCAGAGCAUGGUCAAAUUAUCAGUUCUUCUGAUCUCACUAUACCUACGUUCAGGCAUCUAUUGAUUGCUUUUGGUGGACUUGCUGGCUUGGAAGAGAGCAUUGAAGAGGAUCAUAACUUAAAGGAAAAGAAUGUUCGGGAGGUGUUUGAUAUAUAUUUAAACACAUGUCCGCAUCAGGGGAGUCGAACAAUACGAACCGAGGAAGCGAUUUUAAUUUCGCUUCAGUAUUUCCAAGAGCCAAUCAACAGAGCAGUGCAGAGAAGUUAGUCCACGAUUAGAAUCAAGAUCUUAAGGAAUUUAUCCUGCUACUUCAGAUUGUUACCUUUUGCUGCAAACAGUGGUAGGAUUAGCAAGUUUUGUGACAGAAGAUUAGCCUCUUUUUGCUCAUCAAUUUUCUGUUUCCAGCUGGUUCAUCUGUAAGCUAUGUGUUUUAGUGU